CGCCUGUACUCUUAGUGUAAAAACAGACUACUGCAGUGCAACUUAACUCAGCCUUUUUUCUUAUAAUAAAAUUACUUGAACUGAAGCCACCACUUAUGUGUCUUAAUCAGAAGAAUAUAUAGGGUUUGGCAAUAGAAUAAAUGGCUGAAUGCUAACGUAUCUGACCCUCCAAAAGCUGCUAUAAAUACCCACAGCCUCACUACACUUUAACCCACCAGUUUCCGUACAAUAAUCCUUUUCUGAGGACAUAAUGGCUCCACAUUGUUCAACUAAAACCAUAGUUUUUGUACUGGCACUGAUCAGCAUCUUCUUCCUCAGCGAAACGGAAGCCCAGGGUAGGUCUCCUCCCCGUCAGCCUCCGGCUCCACGCCGUCCUCCACCUCCACGUCGUCCUCCACCUCCACGCCGUCCUCCACCCCCACCACCAUUUGUUUGUCCACCAUGUGUUUGUCCACCACCAGUAUUUCCACCAAAUAUCCCACCACCCGAGAUUACACCACCCACACCAGAACCUGAGAUUUCACCAACGAAAGCUCCACCGCCCGGGACUACACCACCCGAGAUUACGCCACUAGAAAUUCAACCACCCGGGGUUACACCACCAGAAACUGAACCAGUAACUCCACCACCCGGGAUUACACCACCAGAAACUGAACCAAUAAAUCCCCUACCAGAGAUUCCACAACCCGAAAUUUCACCAAUAGAUAUUAAUCCAAAAAUUCCACCACCCGGGAUUACACCACCAGAAACUGAACCAAUAAAUCCCCUACCAGAGAUUCCACAACCCGAGAUUUCACCAAUAGAUAUUAAUCCAAAAAUUCCACAACCCGGGAUUACACCACCAGAAACUGAACCAAUAAAUCCCCUACCAGAAAUUCCACAACCCGAGAUUUCACCAAUAGAUAUUAAUCCAAAAAUUCCACCACCCGGGAUUACACCACCAGAAACUGAACCAAUAAAUCCCCUACCAGAGAUUCCACAACCCGAAAUUUCACCAAUAGAUAUUAAUCCAAAAAUUCCACCACCCGGGAUUACACCACCAGAAACUGAACCAAUAAAUCCCCUACCAGAGAUUCCACAACCCGAGAUUUCACCAAUAGAUAUUAAUCCAAAAAUUCCACAACCCGGGAUUACACCACCAGAAACUGAACCAAUAAAUCCCCUACCAGAAAUUCCACAACCCGAGAUUUCACCAAUAGAUAUUAAUCCAAAAAUUCCACCACCCGGGGUUACACCACCAGAAACUGAACCAAUAACUCCACUACCAGAAAUUCCACCACCAGAAAUUCAACCACCUGAGAUUACACCACCCGAGAUAUCACCACCCGAAACUGAACCAAAGACUCCACCACCCGAGAUUACACCAUCACAAGUUCCACCACCUGAGAUUACUCCUCCGGAGAUCCAACCACCUAAAAUUGAACCACCAGAAAUUACACCACCAGAAAGUCCACCACCAAAGAUUUCACCACCACAAAUCGAACCAUCCGAGAUUACGCCACCUGAGAUUACUCCCCCGGAGAUUACACCACCCGAGAUUACGCCACCUGAGAUUCCACCACCAAAGAUUUCACCACCACAAAUCGAACCACCCGAGAUUACUUCACCUGAGAUUCCACCACCAAAAAUUUCACCACCUGAUACACCACCACCAUCCGGGACUCCACCAAAACAAAGUCCACCACUUCCUCCUCCGAACUUCCAACCACCACCGCCUCCACUCCCUACAUGUCCCAGGAAUGCCGCUCAACAAAGGGCAUGUGCCAAUGUUGUAAGACGUUAUGGGAAUUUCCUAGACUUUGGAAGGGCACAACCAUGUUGCUCUCUUAUUCGCGAUUUGUCUGAUCGCGAAGCAGCAGCUUGCCUAUGUGGUUUUGUGCAACCUCCAGGUCAACGACGUUCCCCUCCUCCUCGCAAUAUUUUUGUUCUCUGUAGGGCUUGUGGUCGCAGGGUCCCCCGAGGCUUCAUGUGCCCAUAACCUUUUCCACAUACCCUUCGAAUUACCUCCAUACACAAUAAUACAUACUUGCCACCUUUAACGAGAACUAAAAUGGUUGUGACUUUUUUUACUUUCUACUAAUAAUAAUGUAAUAAAACAUCAAUAAAGUCUCUAUUGGCCUAA
This is a messenger RNA of Brassica rapa (field mustard), 2122 nucleotides long. Its product is annotated as 36.4 kDa proline-rich protein. Lineage: Eukaryota; Viridiplantae; Streptophyta; Magnoliopsida; Brassicales; Brassicaceae. The record is from RefSeq and is a predicted model, not a curated record.